AUGAACCGAUUCGGCUGGCUCGAGUGGAUUGUAAAGGCAAAUCGGCCUCUCAUGUUCUGCGAGAACACGUUCGCUCGCCGGUACUCUUCCUUGGAGCCGAUAUCAGUGGAAACUCUGCGUGCACUGCUCGAAGGCAUUACGCGUUCCGUGGAAGCAGAUGUUGUUGCAGAGUCGCCGGACGCUUUGGCAUCAUGUUCGAUGGGUGGACCCACUCAUCCGAACAUUUCGUCGCAGUGUUUGCGUAUUGCGAAGAUAAUGGCAUUGCUAAGUCGGCGCUCCUGA
Messenger RNA from Phytophthora nicotianae INRA-310, 282 nucleotides. RefSeq lists its product as hypothetical. The coding region runs from base 1 to 282 and encodes 93 amino acids. The transcript has 2 exons. Lineage: Eukaryota; Oomycota; Peronosporomycetes; Peronosporales; Peronosporaceae. The record is from RefSeq and is a predicted model, not a curated record.